Molecule: messenger RNA, 1503 nt
Organism: Alnus glutinosa
Lineage: Eukaryota; Viridiplantae; Streptophyta; Magnoliopsida; Fagales; Betulaceae
Product: ankyrin repeat-containing protein ITN1-like
Exons: 2
Coding region: 1-1503 (500 amino acids)
Molecular function (GO): protein binding
Source: RefSeq, a predicted model, not a curated record
AUGAUGGAUAGAAGGCAUGAUGAAGAAGAGAAUAUGGUUGCACUCUAUGAAGCCUCAUGGAAUGGGUGUGUAAGCACUUUGACCACAUUGAUCCAAAGGGACGCACGUAUCCUUGAUAGAGUUUCACUCACAUCUUUUAGUGAGACUCCCUUACACUUAUCAGCUUUGCACGGCCACCUUGAAUUUAGUAGAGUUCUUAUCAACAAGAAACCUACACUUGCGAAAGAGGUGGACUCACUGGGACGAACCCCUCUUCACUUGGCUUCUGCUGAGGGCCACACUGAGAUAGUCAAAGCAUUGUUGCAAGCAAAUAAAAAUAUUUGCUCAGCUGUUGAUCAAUAUGAGAGAAUUCCUCUCCACUUAGCCUCAAUGAGAGGACACAUAGAGAUUAUAAAAGAGUUGGUUAUUGCUCGACAAGAGUCCAUCCGAGUGAAUCUCAAUGGAGACAGUGUAUUGCACUUGUGUCUUCGAUAUAAUCAUUUAGAUGCUCUCAAAUUGUUAGUGGAAUCAGCUAAUGGUGAUGAAUUAUUCCUCAAGUCCAAAGACCAUGAUGGCAACUCCAUAUUGCAUUUAGCUGUGAUGCUCAAGCAAAUGAAGGCCAUAAAAUACUUAUUAUCCAUUCCGGAAAUAAAAAGAGAGGCUAAUGCCAUGAACAUGAUUGGUUACACAUCUUUAGAUAUCCUAGAGGCAUGUAACGCAUGUCCAAGAGAUUAUAAAUGUUUUGAAAUCCAAAACAUUCUAAAGGAAGCCAGUGUCAAAAGAUCAACGGAACUAAAUUCUUCCAUACCGCUGGCACCGAGUGGUAUUGGUAUUGAUGGAGCACAACGAGCUCAAUCAAGGUUUAGGAGAUGGUGGGGGUGCAUUUGUUUGUCAUUAGGUAAAUACUGGAAGCACCAGGAAAAUUGGAAGGAGGAAACAUGUGGCACAUUGAUGGUAGUGGCCACUGUGAUGGCAACCAUGGCUUUCCAAGCUGGGAUCAGCCCACCAGGUGGCGUUUGGCAACAAGAUACAUCCAACUGCACAAAAGGUUACAACUUUGCGCAAGAUAAUAUUUGUGAAGCCGGCACAGCAGUUUUAUCUUAUUCCAAUCCUAAUGGCUACCUAUGGUUCUUAAUUUUCGAUUCCACAUCUUUCUUUGCAUCUCUGUGCGUCAUACUUUUGGUCGUUAUUGGAUUUCCUCUUAGGGGCAAGUUAUUUAUUUGGCUCUUGACGUCAACCAUGACUAUCUCAGUCACGUCCAUGACAUUUACCUAUGCAUUUGCAGUGGCUUUGGUGACCCCGGAUCAUAUUUUCAAAAGAUUUUACUUGGAGGCCUUUAUAUUAAUAUAUAUUUGGUAUGGAGUGCUUCUGAUUGCUGGUGUAAUUCACAUAAUCCGCCUACUCUAUUGGAUUGUGAAGAAGGUGAUUAAUAUAAUUCGCCUACUCUAUUGGACAGUGAAGGAGUUGUGCACUUUCAUACGCAAGUCAACAAGGGGCCCAGCUGAAGAUCCGGCUAAUUUCUAA